CCCUCUCUGGCUUGCUCCCUCCCAGCUCUGCAUGCCCUGAGGCGUCUUUGUUGUGGGGGAGACUUUGUCUCUGGCUUAUUUUAUGUUGCUGUCAUUAACCCUCGGCCUGUUAAUGUCUGCUUUUUCACCUGCUUGGUUGAUUGGGUUCUUCCCCUUGCCUCCCCCCCCCCCCCCCCUGCCCCCCCACCAUCUUUUAUCAUCUUGGAGAAGGUGGGAUGCUCCUUGGAGGUUAAAGGUAACUUGGGAAUAGUUUCUGGAGCAGGUGUGUGGGAUUAGGGCUCUUUGAGCCUCCAGUUUGAACGCCUGGUGGUAGUCUCAGACUAGGAAAGGUUAAAUAAAACCAAACCUUCAAGUCUUGCCCCCUGGGCAUCUAUUCCCAAAAGACCAGUAGACCACUAAGCAGUUUGUGAUUUUUUUUUUUUUUUUUUUUUAGUUCAUCGGUUCCUUUUGGUUUGGCAGUAGGGAAUUUGGGUUAAGAGAAAAGGAGCUUUAGUUACAAGGAUUGAGGUUAUUUUUUUCAAUGGAACUCACUGUAAGGGAUGUGAGGUUCACCAAACACAUGAGUGAUCAGGACAUUCUGCCCCUGUUCUCUCUUAAAAAUCCACUGGACACAACUGUAUUCAGUGGGCCAUUGAGAGCAGACAGCUGGUGCUAGGUGCUGGAGAAAACAGGUGAAAGAAGCAGGCUAGGAUGUGGCAGCAUUCCAAAUGCUCAACUGAGGUGGAGGUUCGUUCUAAAUGGAUUCUGGGCUGGAGAGGGUGGCAUUUGAAGUUGGUUUGAGGAUUUGAAGUGGGGAGCAUUCAUCCAUAUUGUGAGUAGGGGACCCAGGCAGAGGGUGUGGUCACAGGUAACCACCAGGACUAUGAGCUCACAGAGUACUUUCCAGAAAGAAGGGGAGCCUGGGAUGCACCUGGACUAGGAGAUGACCUCCUCUGGACAUGAUGUUGGCACUUCCUCCUUAAUUAACUUCCUUGGGGAACAUCUCCCAGGCCAGAGGAGUACAACUGGAAGGAGGCCAGGCGCCCAAAGACUGCGCCGCUCCCGUUACACCGUCUGCUGAUGACACCGUGUCACCUGGCAAUGUCCCUUCCCCCAGUGCUAGUCCCCCCCGUGUCACUAGCAUGGCAUCAAUUCAGAACCAUGAUGCCGACAACAGUUCUGGUCUCAUUGACGAAAGCACAUCCUUUACAUCUACUGAGAGCCUGCGACAGCUGUCUCAGCAGCUCAACGGCCUUGUGUCCGAGUCUUCGUCUUACAUCAAUGGGGAGGGCCUAGCAUCUCCUGCUAACAUAAAGAAUCUGGAGAGCCGGUACCAAGAACUAUCAGUAGCCCUGGACUCCAGCAAUCUAACAAACAAACAACUCAGUAGCAAGAUAGAGGAAUUGAAACAAGAGAACCAGGAAACUUUGGAUCAACUGGAAAAAGAAAAGAAGGAAUUUGAGCAGAAGCUAGCAAAGGAACAAGGGGCUCUGAGAGAACAACUGCAGGUCCACAUUCAGACUAUCGGGAUUCUGGUGUCAGAGAAGACGGAGUUACAGACAGCUCUGGCUCACACCCAGCAGGCAGCCAGGCAGAAAGCAGGGGAGUCAGAGGAUCUUGCUAACCGCCUGCAGUCUUCCAGGCAGCGUGUGGGAGAGCUGGAGCGGACGCUGUCUGCCGUCUCCACACAGCAGAAACAGGCCGACAGGUACAACAAAGAAUUAACCAGAGAGCGAGAUGCCCUCAAGCUGGAAUUAUACAAGAACAAUAAGAGCAACGAGGACCUGAAGCAGCAAAACUCAGAGCUGGAGGAGAAGCUGCGGCUCCUGGUGAUAGAGAAGUCAGCCAUGCAGCUGGGCAUGGAGGAGCUGCAGAAGAAGCUGGAGAUGUCGGAGCUGCUGCUGCAGCAGUUUUCUAGUCAACCUGCCUCUGAUAGCAGCCAGCAGUUACAGCAGGCCCUGGAGGAGAGGGCACAGCUGGAGACCCAUGUGGAGCAGCUGAAGGAUUCGCUGAAGCAGCUGCAGGCAGAGAGAGACCAGUAUGUGAUGAAUCUGAAGGAGGAGAAUGCCAUAUGGCAGCAGAAGAUGCAACAGGUGUUGCAACAGAUGAGCAAGUUGAAGGAAGAAAAGGAGCGCAGUGUGAGUCAGGCUCAGGAGCUAGAGACCAGCUUGGCCGAACUGAGGAACCAGAUUGCUGCGCCCCAGCCCCAGGAGCCCCCAGCGGGGCCCUCAGAGGCAGAACAGUGGCUGCAGGCGGAGACUGAGCGACUCCAGAAGGAACUGGAGAGCCUGGCCGGGCAGCUGCAGGCUCAGGUGAAGGACAACGAAAGUCUGAGUCACCUGAAUCAGGAGCAGGAGCAGCGGCUGCUGGAGCUGGAGCGGGAGGCCGAGUGCUGGGGGGAGCAGGCGGAGGAGCGCAAGCAGAUUCUGGAGAGCAUGCAGAGCGACCGCACCACCAUCAGCCGGGCACUCUCCCAGAACCGCGAGCUCAAGGAGCAGCUGGCUGAGCUGCAGAAUGGAUUCGUCAGGCUGUCCAAUGAGAACAUGGAGAUUACCAGUGCGCUACAGUCCGAGCAGCAUAUCAAGAAGGAGCUGACCAAGAAGCUGGGCCAGCUGCAGGAGAAGCUGGGGGAGCUGAAGGAGACGGUGGAGGUGAAGGGCCAGGAGGUUCAAGAUGUGCAGCAGCAGCGGGACGUGUACCUGAACCACCUGCAGCAGUAUGUGGCUGCCUACCAGCAGCAUGUGGCCGCCUACCAGCAGCUGGCCUUGGAGAAGGAGGUGCUGCACAAGCAGGUGUUACUGCAGACCCAGCUCUUGGACCGGCUGCAGCGCGAGGAAGUCCAGGGCAAGGUGGCGAUGGAGGUGGCCCGCCAGGAGUUACAGGAGACCCAGGAGCGCCUGGAAGCUGCCAACCAGCAGAACCAGCAGCUUCAGGCCCAGCUGACCCUCAUGGCUGUGCCUGGGGAAGCAGGAGAUGGACUGGACAGUGAGAAGCAGGAUGAGGAGGCCCCGAGGCCUAAGCUGAGCGUGCCAGAGGAGCUGGAGAGCCGAGAGGCCCUGGUGGAAUUUUUCCACUCGGCCUUGGCCAGCGCUGAGGAUGAGCAGGCCCGGCUACGCGGGCAGCUGAAGGAGCAGAAGCUGCGCUGCCAGCGCCUUAGUCACCUGGCGGCUGCAGCCCAGGACGGGGUGGAAAAGGAGACCCCUGCCCCCAGGAUUGGGGGAGACAGUGUGCCCGCGGAGGCCCACCAGGCCCUCCAGGUGGCCAUGGACAAGCUGCAGGGCCGCUUUACGGAGCUCAUGCAGGAGAAAGUGGAUCUGAAGGAGCGGGUAGAGGAGCUGGAGCAUCGCUGUAUCCAGCUGUCUGGAGAGACAGACACUAUUGGAGAGUAUAUCGCCCUCUAUCAGAGUCAGAGGGCGGUGCUGAAGGCCCGGCAUCAGCAGAAGGAGGAGUACAUUAGCCGGCUGGCUCAGGACAAGGAGGAGAUGAAGGUGAAGCUGUUGGAGCUCCAAGAGCUGGUUUUAUGCCUGGUGAGUGAGCGAAAUGAAUGGUAUGGCAAAUUCCUGGCUGCCCAGAACCCUGCUGGUGGGCCCACUACAGCACCCCCCACCUACCAGGAGCCCGGCACUGCCGAUAAUGAGGGUGGUCUCCAAGAGGUAAGCCUCGCCGACAAUGUGGAGUCCCCCCAGGGGGCCCUGCCAGGCCAGGCCACCCCUGAGAACCCCACCGCACAACAGAUCAUGCAGCUGCUGCGUGAGAUCCAGAACCCCCAGGAGCACCCAGGCUUGGGCAGCAACCCUUGCAUCCCCUUCUUCUACCGAGCGGAUGACAACGACGAAGUGAAGAUCAUGGUGAUCUAGUGGCCUGACACUGGCAGGCAGAGAAACUAUAGACAUGGGGCCGGGGGCUUUGCCCCCACCCAUCCCUGCCUCCCCGUCCCUCCUUCCUGGCCCCCCCUUAUCCCUAGACUAGCACGCUGAAACCCUUCAAGAAAGGGGUAUAAGCCCCCCAUCCAAUGAGGGGAGACAAACAGGUGCAGACCCCUUGCCAUCUUGGUCAGGGCUGUGUCUUGAUCUCUGGACUGUUAAUAGUUCCAGAGAAACAAAGAGCCAGAGGCUCAAUUAAAGGCAGUUUAUUUAAGAGGCAGGCCUUUUUGGGGAGCAGGGGCUCCCUGGUGGCCUCCUCACCCCUACCAAGCAGUCCUUUCAGAGGGGCUUAUGCAUCCUCUAUUCAGAGGCACUUUGGGGCCAAGUGCCCCCUCCUUGCCCAGCUUGACAACUGGGCAGCACUCUCACAGGCCUUGAGACAGUUGGGCAAAUUGAGGCCAGGCAAGGACAUACGCUGAUGGCGGAGUGGGUUCCCUCCCCAGUGUUCAUACUGUAACUGUGUAACAUUUUGUAUAUUCUGGAGGUAGGGCAGCCCCCCGUAUCUCAGUGGAGGUUGGAGCUGGUGAAUGGGGAGAAACUUCUAUUAAAUAUUUGGGGCUGGGGAAACUUAUUUAUUAAUAGUAUAGGGUGAGAGAGAAGGUGGAGGCGGGGACGGGUUUGUGCCCGGGUGAUUCGACUCCUGUUUCGUUUCACUUUUUAUUUCUGAAUAAAUGAAUUUAGCCAUA
This is a messenger RNA of Odocoileus virginianus texanus, 4588 nucleotides long. RefSeq names its product golgin A2 (gene GOLGA2). Gene Ontology annotation, molecular function: protein binding. Lineage: Eukaryota; Metazoa; Chordata; Mammalia; Artiodactyla; Cervidae. Gene Ontology annotation, cellular component: Golgi cisterna membrane; Golgi apparatus; Golgi cis cisterna. The record is from RefSeq and is a predicted model, not a curated record. Gene Ontology annotation, biological process: spindle assembly; Golgi organization.